Penicillium lagena is the source of this 417-nucleotide messenger RNA. Its product is annotated as DUF504 domain-containing protein. The transcript has 2 exons. Bases 1 to 417 code for a protein of 138 amino acids. The record is from RefSeq and is a predicted model, not a curated record. Lineage: Eukaryota; Fungi; Ascomycota; Eurotiomycetes; Eurotiales; Aspergillaceae.
AUGGCGUCCGACCUUCCUCAGAAGGAGAGUGGUGAGCAUCUUGAGGCCCCGGCACAGGCUCAGCAGGAAGCAACAGGACCAGUGCCCAAAUGGCCGAGAAGUAUAUCGCCUUCUUCUGCGGAAUCUACCGAGAACAAACUGCGCACCGCGUCCGAUGUGAUCAACCGCCUGCUAUGGGAUCCCAGUUUCGAUCACAGCGACUUUGUCAUUGGCUAUGAGGAUCGAUUUGAGGGACGCCUGGAGGCCAGUUUGGGGUCGUGGAAGAAGGACUUGACGGAUGAGGAGUUCAUUCCACAGCAUCGCAUCCUGUACAUCAAGCGCCGCGAUGGCGAGGUCGUGUGGGAUCGACGACGACGCACCGACACCAUCUUCUACAGUGGAAACUCGGCCUUCCGCGAGUUGGCCUUUCUGGCUUAA